Messenger RNA from Suillus fuscotomentosus, 582 nucleotides. RefSeq lists its product as uncharacterized. The record is from RefSeq and is a predicted model, not a curated record. NCBI's taxonomy places the organism in Eukaryota, Fungi, Basidiomycota, Agaricomycetes, Boletales, Suillaceae. The transcript has 7 exons. Bases 1 to 582 code for a protein of 193 amino acids.
AUGGAAUAUGACGACUAUAUGUAUAUGCUAGAAAAGCUUAAGCAAGGGCCCGAUGCCGCUCGAGGGGAUGACACCUCAAAGCUCAAGGGGCUCAUCGCAGACUGGGUCAAUCAGGAAUUGAAGCUGAAUCCCCCAGUUGACCCCAAGGAUAAACACCGAUGUGGUUUCGUUAAUGAUCAUCUCACUUAUGGUCUUCGCAACACUAACUUGAAGGACCGGUCAGUGUUAGAACCAGAAUCAGGGAUCACGCAGAUGGCCAAUCAAGACAAUCUAGAAGAGGGCCUCUUCAAAAGCACUCUCUUACUUCAGGCUUUUAAAGCCAUAUUCACGUCUCCCUCCUCUGCAAAGGAGGUUGCCAUGAGGGAUUUCAAUUCAGGCAAGAAAGUUAAGACACACGUAGCACAGAUUAUCAAAAUGCACAAAGUCACAGCCUGCUCAAUUGCAUAUGUCUCAUGUCAAUUGCGAUUUGCGCUGUCAUCUGUGACAUCAUGGUGCUCAGUUGAUGGCGACUUCAAUUACAUCCUGUUCUGGCAAAGCAUUGUCGACUUCUUCGAACGGCCCCCUGGUCAUAUGGUGCAGUGA